Cygnus olor (mute swan) is the source of this 7222-nucleotide messenger RNA. RefSeq names its product sushi domain containing 3 (gene SUSD3). Lineage: Eukaryota; Metazoa; Chordata; Aves; Anseriformes; Anatidae. The record is from RefSeq and is a predicted model, not a curated record. The transcript is spliced from 5 exons. Gene Ontology annotation, cellular component: plasma membrane. The coding region runs from base 84 to 695 and encodes 203 amino acids.
CCCGGCGGCGGAGGCGGGCACGGCUGCACCUGCCGGCACGGCUCGGCUCGGCUCGGCACGGCUCAGCACAGCUCAGCCCAGCCAUGCCGGCAGCCACGGCGCCGGGCCCGGAGGUGCCGCGGAGCGCUGCGCCCGGGCGGGACGGCGGCGGCCCCCCCCGCGGCUACACAGGACAGUGCAGCCGCAUAUUUCCUCCCCAGCUUGGCACACUGGAGAUCAUUCACGGCAACGGCACUGCUGUGGGGACGGUCAUCGCCUUCCAGUGCUCAGCCGAGCACCAGCUGGAGGGGCCGGGCGUCAUCACCUGCGUGUGGAAAGGGAACGGGACCCAGUGGACCGCAGGCAUGCCCUCCUGCAAGCCCAUAUCAAAAUAUGAGACUUUUGGAUUUAAGGUCGCAGUGAUUGCCUCCAUUGUGAGCUGUGCCAUCAUUCUGCUGAUGUCUAUGGCUUUUUUAACCUGUUGUCUCAUCAAGUGUGUGAAGAAAAAUGAAAGGAGGAGGACUGAAAGAGAUAUGCAGCUGUGGUACCAGCUCAGAACUGAAGAACUAGAGAACAUGCAAGCUGCUUACUUUGGUUAUAAAGGAAGAAAUAACAACAACAACAACAAGAAACUCAGGAAUAAAUCUGUAUUUGAUGACGUGACUAACAUGGCAUAUGAUAACCAAGGUUUCUACAGAAAAAUGGAGAGCUUAUAGAUCUCCAGUGGGAAAAAGCAGAGGGCAGGAGGAUAAUGCCUGUGAGCUCUUUGGUUUUCCUGCAUGGAACAAUGCAGAUGCCAUGUUCAGCACCAGUGUGCGUUACCACCCUUCUGGUACACGAGAGUCACUGUUAAUCAAGGCCUGCUGGACUUUGUGGUGCAGAGGUGGUGUGAUCCUGGCUAAUCGCUAACUAGAGCAAAAAUCAGCCAGAAGAGCCGGUGUAUCAGGCUGAGCGCACCAGAGCCAACAGUCUAGCGUAGUCCUCCAUAGAGAAUGGAAGCUGCUUCUAAUCAGAGAUAGAAAUGGAAUUUCAGCUGUUACAGACUUAAUAGAACUGUCUUGGAAUCGCUCUAGGAACAAGCGUGACCUGUUAUCUGUUCGUGCCACGCUCCCUUUCUUCACCCAAAUAAGAUCUACUUAAUCAGGGUUAGUAAAGAUGUUCAUUUCUCCUGUUUAAUUCUGUUAAAUGCACAUACGUGCGCAGGAUGAGAUAUGGAAAUUAUGCUGACGCCUCUCAUGCCGCAUCUGGAAGACGGCAAGUGGUCUGUCAGCUCUGUGCUUCGCUUGUGAGGCUUCAUUUUCGUGUGUAACCAUCAGGCCAGGUCUCCCCAUCAGGUGCCCAGGCCUUGCUGCCAGCAGCAGGAUGGCACGGGGCAGGUGGAGCUGGCUUGUGCUGUGAGGACUGCUGGCCUGAGAGAUGUUUACUGCCCGGUUAUUUCUGUGGUGCCUUUCUCCAUUUAAUGGGAAGCACGCUGUUGGCAGCCUCUGUCUGAGGCAUUUCCUACCUGUGCGUGCGGUGCCGUGGUGUUACGGCCUGCAUUGUCUGAGGCAACGGGCAAAGGCGUUUGGCAUGGUUGGAAAACACAGCAAGUACGAGGGCAAGCGAGCCCAGAAGAAAACUUAAAUAUAUUGUCUGAGAACUGAAGUGUGCGUACAUGGUCCUGGACAAACCAAAAGGUAAUUUAACUGAGGCUUGUGCUAAUGUUUCGGACAUCUGGAGGAAUUUGUGCAACAUACUGCUAGGCCUCUAGCGGAGUCGGGAAUCCUGCUUUGUUUUUCUCAUAAGGAACUGCACUAAGAUAAAAUGGGAGGCCGCCGCUUGUCAGCCUGCCCUUUUCCUGAGGGCUGCCAGGACGUCUCUGGGUUGUGGUGGGAGAUGUGGCACCGGGCUCCUCGCCCCAGAAGGGCAGGCAGGGGAUCAGCGAGUGACGCCGUUUUUACCACGACAUUUCCCUUCUGUGCAGAAGGUUGUUGUGCUGCUUUGGUCUGGAAGAGUUGGGAAUGCCUCCACCCUUGAAGAAGACCCUCUUGAGUGUGUCUCAGCCUAUUUUUGGCUAGACAAGGAUGUAGGUUGUGCUGCCUUUCAGACUUAAUUGAAAUAGGUCUAGGGACUAACCGUGUAACAUCUUGGUUUGCCACUCUAUGGAACAAAAAUACUGUAGGAAUAAAUAAAAUAAAAAGCCAGUUCUUUCAGGCAGGUAAGGUAUUGGUUAUGUUUUAUAGAGUAAGGAGUAAAACUAUAAUUUGUUAAAGUGAUACCUUUGUUUGCUGAUGAGAUAAUUUUGACUGUAAUGAGGUGCCAUAACAGAGAUCCAGAAUGCUGACAUAGAAGUUAUAAAUAAUACAGGAGCCCAGCUGUUGGACAGCAGAGGCUCCAGCGCAUUGUUCUGGGCCUGCCUGCCAUGAAAUGAGGUCCUUUUUCCCCUUGUGUUUGAAGCUUGGAACAAAUGUGAUGAAUAUGUAGUUUUGCUGGGAAAUAUUGAAUUUUAAUGACAACUCCUGUAAUUAUAAUGAACCCCAUUCUGGCUGCUUGGGUGCACGAACAAGUUGCUUUAAAAUGCUGAGAAAUAGGUCUAAUGAGUACCUGGGAUCAUUACGGCGUAGUCUCUGUGGAUGCCACCUCUUUGGGGUGGAUAUAAGGAACCAUAAGGAGAUUUAAAAAAAAAAAAAACAAAUUGUAGCAGAAGCUCUUACAUGCAGGAGCUGCAAGCGUUUACAGCAUGUUUACUCUUUUAUAAUGUUUGAAUAGUUAACUAACAUUGAGUAGCGAAUGGCAAGUUACAAGGCGCAGGGCUGCUGGGAGGGACGUGUUUUCCUCCACGUUGCUUCUCAGAUGUUUGGAGCCUGGAACAGAGAUAGCAGGUUGCUGCAGGAUGCAGGGGCUGGAGACAGAUUAGCUCGAGGAAAGGGUCUGUCAGCUCCUGGAGGGAGAUUAGCUGCAGCUCUGUGCCCGCAGCCAGAGGAGAGCAAUGCCCAACAGCCUGCGGAGCAGCCCCAGGAGGCAGCAAGGCAGAGGCAGGGCUUGUCACCACCGGCUGUACCGGGAGCAGCUCGCCCAGCCGGGGUGCAGGGUGCAGCCGGAGGGAAGUCUAAAAUCAGGAGCAUGUUCUGCAGCCUCUAGCAUUUUAAGAUUUAAGUCUUCCCAGUUCCGUGUGAGAAUGAAAGCAGGAUUGUUGAAGUCGUUCAUCCAAAGUGGGAGGCCUUCCUCAAAACAGCAGAUAGCGUCAUGUCUGCUUUGGAUUAGAUGGUCACCGUGGGUCUCACGGGGACAUUUGGUGUUGCUGGGAGCUAGCACGUGAAACGCCAUUCUGGAUUUAAGAGUUUUUUUGCAAUUGGUAUGUUCCUAAGCAGUAAAUAUUGGUUUUGAGUCAGUUCUUUUCUAAUGAAAAAAUAUUUUUCCUUCCCAAAAUGACCCCACAGAAUCUUUCUCUGGGAUAAUUCACCUGGGCAAGCACUGCCUGAGAUGAGCAGUCCUCCUCCAACCCCAGCAAACACCUCUGUGGGCUGCAAGGCUGCCAGGGCCAUCAGUCCUCUGCCUCCUCACGGCACAGGCAGUGUGUCAGUAACGGGGAGCCUAACGACGCUGUCCUGCCUCUGCGCCAGCUGCUCAUGGUGUCUGAGAGAGGGAGGUGAACACCAGCAAGGGGGGAUAUUUAAGACACCGGUGUCGAUAAGAAGAGCGGGGUCACCCUAGCAUACUGCUGCCCUGGGCUGUGUGUAGCUGUCCCGCUGGGACAAGUUCGUUCCUGCAAUCCCCUGCCUGCACUAAGGCAGAGAAGUUCGGCAGCUUGAAACAGCAGCCGCCUCUCUUCCAUGAAGCAGUGCUAGCCCUGCCUCUGUGAGGAGUCACGAAAAUGUGCCCCAUCUAGCAAAACCAUGGUGAGGGCAAACUGUGUUUGGCAUCCACACUCAGUAAAAACACAGAUGCUGCUUGUGCCAUAGCACGAUUGUUCAUCUGCACAUGAGAAAGACAGCUGUCCCAGGAGAAAUGCUUAGAAGUAGUAGUAAGAAAAAGCAGAGAGAGCUUGUUUCAGUUUGCAUCAACUUCCUAAUUACGGUAAGAAAUAGCCACACCUAGGGAGGCCUCUAUUUUCUUUGCUUUUUCAGCAUAGCAGGCCUGUGACCUGUGCUGGGCUAGGCACUCCCUUGAUUCAGGGCUGUGCUGUUAUUUUGCAAGGGCGAGUUGAUGGUCCGGUAUUUUCCACGCUCAGGAAGAGCUGAAUUUAACUGGAGACUGACUCCUUUUCAUCUUCUGUCAGCUAAGAGGACAACCAGAAAGAAACUAGCCCAGCUCAAAAAUUCAUCUAAAGAGCAGCAAAGAAAUUCGGUGAUUUUUUUUUUUUUUUUUUUUCCCUGGUGUGGAAGCAUUUGGAAGAAGCCAUGCAUUCAAGAUUUGGACUAUGCUGAGGUGAAUUAUUUUACAGAGCUCUAGGCCAACUUAUAAAACAUUCUCUAUGAAGUAGUGAUCUGAGUGCAGGAGUGAGUCAAAUGGAAAAGCCCAUGUCUCAGUAGGUUUAAAGUCCUCCUGUCAGAUAUCCACUACAGCUGGAGCUUAUUAUCAAGAAGAGAAAACGUCUUCUGCAGAGAAGCAGGGUAGUAUAUUCUCCCACAGAAAGUAUUUUUAGUGUCUGAAAUUUUUGUACCAGAGCCCUUUCUGACUACAAGAUGCAUUACCAGUGUACCUGGCAAAAAGCAGGUAAGGGCAAUCCAACAACAAAGAUGUCCAAGUGAAAAGAUUUUGCAAAACUAAAAAUGAACCCAAAAAAAGCCAACGUGCUCUUAGGAGAGGCAGCCUGGCAUUUGAGUCAGUCCAAGAAACCAUACGUGGAGUUGGUGAAGUUAGCUCAUAGCUUUGGCCUCCACAGUAAAACAAAGUGCACUUUCUUUUUCCUUUUGAUUUAGUGACUAUAAUGGUUGAAGUUUUCCACUACCUUUUAUAAGGCAUUGCAUGGGAGGCGCAAAUCAGAAACUCAUGUUGCUCUAAAUAACAUUACUGUGUGCCCAGGCUUGCUGAGGAGCGUGGCUGUGGGCCAAAGGACCUCUAGAAGCAUGGACAAGUGGGGGAAUAAUACAUGGCCACAUUCCCACCUUUCCCUCUGCCCCCUGAGGGCACCUUCCCAGCUGCUCUUCCCCUCUGAACAUGUAAACAGAAGAGGUUAACAAGCUGAGGGACCUGAUGACCUUUCACUAGCAGGAUGGCCUUGUGUGGGUUUACCGCAGUGAAAGGGGAUGACACUUGAAGAAAGGCCCAUACUGAGAGACAAACUGCUGCAAAGCUUGAUGGAAAACAAAAGUAGAAGAAGAAAAAAAACCACCAGACCAGCCAGAAUGACUGUCAAAGCUCCCCAGCAGGAGUUGUAGCUCCAGAAGAUGCAGCAGGGGAAGAACCACGGGAGCAAACCAUCUACAAUAGCAGCUUACAAGCUUUGCAAGGCGGUUUGAGGUCCCCAAAGGCAUCUGCUGCAUCUAGCAAUGCCACAGAAGGCUUUUGGAAUUCCUACUGGGUUGUAUCUUCAGUAGAUCCAUCUUCAUAGUAGAAGUCCAAAUGCUGUGGGGCUGGCUGAAGAUACCUUUGCCUUGUGAAAGGUCAUCAAGCCUUUCCCCUACACAUAGAGCUGGAUCCCUGGUUCUGCCCGAAUUCUCUGUGCCGUGUCCUGACAACUCUGGCUGCACAGACGGAGAGCUCUGUGCUCAUUUUUUCCCCUCUGAGCCCAGCAGGGGCAGCUGGGCUCCCACCUGGGCCCAUGGUUGGGGUAACCACGUGUGGGUUACCCCCACACUUUGUGUCUGGCAUACCUGCAGUCUAGACAGAUGUGACGUCUGCUCCUGUUUCCAGGCCUGUUGAGAUGUUGUAAAGAAAAUAUUUUUUUAUUCUGGCAUUUCAAGGUGCUGUGUUCCUGCAUUGUUCGUUUUUAAAAGUCAUUCUGGGUAUGUGGCAGUGAAAAGUGUUUUCCUGAGGAAACUGAUUUAUCUGGGUGCUUUUGAAGGUCAGCUGUUUACCAGAGGGCCGGACCCCUCUCUCCCUCCAGAAAAUCACUGUUUUCUUUUAUGAUCAGCCUUGCUGUCAGGAAUUGCUUGGGUUUGUCUGAAAGCCCAGGCGUGCCGAGCUCAGGCCUGUGGGUCCCGCUGCCCGAGGACGUGGUGUGUGUGCGAGACGGUUCGCAGGGCGUCCUCGUCACCCUGCGCUGCCAUGGAUGUGGCCCUCCCCGCUCUGCUGCACGGCUUGGGUUGUGGAGAGCCAGCAGCGGGCUCCUCAGCUGCUGCAGGAAGAGGUGGGGAACUGAUGUUAAUUGAUAUUAAUUGCGCUCCAUGGAGCAUGCAGUGAAAGACUGCAAAUGGCAGGUGCCGCAUUUGGUUUGGUUCCCUGCAGAAGAGGGGUGACUGCAUGGCUCUGAGGAGUGGAGGGGAGGACACCCAGCUGGCGAAGGCACAGCAGAGGGGCAGAUUUCCUUUUCAAGCCCUUUCCGUAGAUCACUGCCCCCUGCAAGUUGUCCCACGUUGAGCUUCUCCAUUCGUUUUCCCCACGUCUGUUAUUACUGUGCUUUGUGCUUCCCCCACCUUUCAGAGGCUGGAGUCCUCCAGCACCUCCUGACACACCUAUUUCAAAGAAACACCAGGCAGAGGAAAUGAGCUGCGGUUUUGUCUUGGGGCCCUGUCACAAAAGGCAGGAUAGCUAGCUGCUAAAUUUGACCUAUUUCUGAAUUUCAGUCUUAAUUGUUGCUGCCAUGAGUGGGGAGGGUGUGUGCCCAGCACCAUGUGCUUUCAAUAAAGCUGCUAUUAUUGUUUUCCUAAUGAUUCCGUUAUUACCCCAGAGUAUUGUACAAAGUCACCAGACAUACAGCAACAGAAACCCCCCUCCCAACCUCCAGUGUAAAAAUCUCUUUUCCGAGCCUGUGCCAGCACCAGGCAGCACUGCCGUGGCCCCACUGCUCGGCUGUCCCGCUCACAGCACUUCCCUGAGGGCUAGGAUCAGCUCCCCAGCCCCAGAGCAAGGUCCUUGCGGAUCUCCUAAAACCACUGGCAGACGGUGUGGUGGCUGCUUGUCUCCCCAGACAGGAGAUCUGUCUUUAUUUCCCCUCCCAGUUCUACCAGUUUCACUGUGUCCGCCCACCGUCAGGGUGUCUCUGCAGUGUACUUUCCUAAAUUGUUCAGGAGUUACAGGACGCGUUUCCUGUUUGCUUAACAUAAUAGAAAUAAAAAUACAGUGAAAAAGAAAGUAGAACUGACCAAACCAAGAAAGCCUC